Messenger RNA from Entrophospora candida, 195 nucleotides. NCBI's taxonomy places the organism in Eukaryota, Fungi, Glomeromycota, Glomeromycetes, Entrophosporales, Entrophosporaceae. The record is from the annotation of a GenBank genome assembly.
AAUUUAUGGGAAUAUUGUAAUCACUAUAGUGAUUUGAUUUCAGGAAUAUACAAAGAAUUUGAAGAAGCCACCACAUCAGAAAUAAGCAAAAUCAUUUUACAAAAAGAAAAAAAAUCAAAACAUACUUGGGCUCAGAAUUACAACAUCAACAACAAAAACCAUUUGGAACAAUAUUUCAUGGACUCUCAUAUGUAG